GAUCCUAUAUAAUUUCUCUGUUAUAUACCAUUGAAACUCCACCUUUGCAAUUUGUUGCAUGCUCCAAAGUUAUCAGGAAUUAUUGUUGUUGUUAUGCAAGCGCGUGAUUGUAAUGUUUUGAAUCGUGAAUUUUUUGUUUUUAAAGUUUUUAAAUUUGAAUGAUAAAAAUGGAUUUAAUCGAAUCAAUGGAUACUUCGGAACCGGAAAAAGAUGAAACAGAUGAUGAUGAUGAUGGUGAUAAUGAUGAACAAGAAAUCCAAAAGAUAAAUAUCGCUUUACAAAUGAAUCAGAUGUUAACCGAACAAUUCACAUGGAAACGACAGAAAAUUCUAAAAGAAUUAAACGAUUUAGAUUUCUGUGAUAAUAGUGAAGAUGAUGAUAAGGAUGAUAACAAAGAAUUAUCGUUAAAUCAAAAUCGAAAAGUAACACAAUUAGAAAAACGAUAUUCAACAACAUUAUUGACAACAUUCUACAAACCAUAUCUUCGUGAUAAUCGUGGUUUUAGUGCACCAAAUCUUUUCAAUCCUGAACAUGAAUAUGUUCUUGAAUCACGGAUUCAAAUGAUAUUACAUCAUCCUUGUCAUGUUCGAAAUUGGACAGAAAAUGAAAAGAACGUCAUACUUAAUGAAGUACGAUCACAACAUUUAUUCAAACAAACACGUUCGAUCGUCAAACGUAUUGAAGAAUUGUUAGUAUUACCUGUACGUAAUGUCGAACAGGCUGAAGAAAUCAAACAAUUAAAUUCGGAAUUAGCAUUGAAACGAUUAUCACAUGAAGAACCGGAGCGAUUCUGUUCGAAUAUCGAUUGGUUAGCCAUUGCUAAAUUAUGUGAAAAUGAAGAUCGAAAUGAUGAUGAUUGUGAACUUUAUUAUAAUAAUUAUCUACAUUCCAGUGUAAAUCGUCAAGAAUGGACAGAAGAAGAAGAUGUAAAACUUAAAGAAUUAAUUGAAAAAUAUGGUGAAAAUGAUUGGGAUCGUGUUGCGGUCGAAAUUCAUACCGGUCGUUUACCAUGGCAAUGUUGUUCUCGUUAUCAAUCACGACAUUCAAAAUCAUUACAUAUGACCGGUCCUAUUGAUGAUGCCGAAGCAAAAAAACUUCUUCGUUUAAUUGAACAGGCACGUACAGAUGGUGGUGAAGUUGAUUGGAAAUAUGUUUCACGUAUUGAAGAAGGUCGACUAUUACCACAGAUAAAAUAUUUUUAUCAACAACAUCUGCUCGAAUCAUCAGAAUUAAAAUUGAAAAAAUAUACUCGUUGGACACGUCUUGAAGAUACGAUAUUAUUUGCUGCACAUAAAUAUUAUAAAAAUGAUAAUAAUGAUGAUAAACAUGAUUGUAUUUAUGUAAAAAUUGCUAAACAUUUACCUGGUCGUACAAAUCGACAAAUACGUGAACGUUAUACAAUGAUAUUAUCACAACAACGACAACAAAAAGGUUAUUGGAAACAAUCGGAAGAUUUAGCUUUAUUAAAUGCAUGUGCAAAAGAUUUACUUGAAAAUGGUAAAAUUGAUUAUGUUCGUUUAAAUCGUAAUCUAUUUCCAUUACGUAAUCCACAUCGAAUAUUUCAUCGUUUUCGUUUAUUAUCAAGAUAUUUACCGGAAGAUUUUUAUCAUCAACCAAUCAAUAAUAAAUUAUUAGAUUGUUUACAUCCGGUUAAAACAAAACGUUUUGCAAUGAAACAAAUUUAUCGGCCAAAAUUACCAAAAAAUCGUCAAAAAUUAUUCAAUUAUUUACGGAAAUUAUCCAAUAUUCAACAGAUGAUUAUGGAAGGUAAACAAAUUGAAUAUAAUUUUGAUGAUGAUGAUGAUGAUAAAAAUGAUGAAGAUUUUAUUAGUGAUAAUGAUAGUGAUAAUGAUGUUGUCGAUGUUGAUAUUGUACAACAACCACAACAACAACAAACAACAAAAACAAACAAAAUAAAUUUACCAACAGCAUUAACCGUAUUGACUAAACCUAAUGAUAAAAAUGAUGAACAACAAUGGACAAUCGAUUCAUGUAUACAAUUAUAUAAACAUCUUAAACCAUUGGCUGGUUUUUUUCAACGUCGUUGUAUAUAUGAUACAAUUGGUGAUAUAUGUUUGACAGAUAUGUUACGUACAAUUUUACGAGAAUUAUUAGAUACGGAUAUUGUUACCGAUAUUUGUCGCGGUACUAGUUCUUCUUCUUCAUUGAUUAAUCAAUGUAAUAAUAAUAAUAUGAACCUUGAAACUAAUGAUCAAUAUAAUCAUAAUAAUGUUAACAAUGUCAAUCCAUUGUCAUUGGAUACUAUAAGAUUCUAUUUAGCUUCUACAUCCGUUUCAAUCAAUCAACAACAACAACAACAACAAUCUAAUAAUAUUCGUUCAUUGUUUUUACCAAAUUAUUCAACAACAUAUGCAUAUGUUUUAAUGCAAUUUUUAUAUAAUGCAAUGUUUAUUCAUUCAGUUGAAUGUCAAUAUAAUAUUAAUGAUAAUAAUAUUGAUAAUAUUAAUGGACAAUUAGAAUAUCAAAAAUUACGUUCAAUAUUUAUAUCAUUAUUUUUAUGGCCUGCUUUAUUAUCCAGAUUAAGACCUGAUACUGAUUGUAAUGAUAAACAAUUACAGGAAAUAUUAAUAUCUAAUCAACAACAACAAAAAAACAACAACAACAACAAUGUUAUUAAUUCAAUGAAUAUUGAAUUACCGAAAAAUUCUGAUGAAUCAAGUUUAAUGAUCAAAUGUCGAAAAAGAGGUAGAAAACCGAAACGUCAAUUUCGUCAUGAAAAUUUGGAUAAAUUUCUGCGUAUUCGUUCAAUGCAGAAUAGAAUAUUUUUUAUUAAUAAAAAUCAUAAUUAUGAAUCCGAACAAGUUUCACCAUCAUCAUCAUCAUCAUCACCAUUA
Molecule: messenger RNA, 2855 nt
Organism: Dermatophagoides pteronyssinus (European house dust mite)
Lineage: Eukaryota; Metazoa; Arthropoda; Arachnida; Sarcoptiformes; Pyroglyphidae
Biological process (GO): snRNA transcription by RNA polymerase II; snRNA transcription by RNA polymerase III
Cellular component (GO): snRNA-activating protein complex
Molecular function (GO): RNA polymerase III type 3 promoter sequence-specific DNA binding; RNA polymerase II cis-regulatory region sequence-specific DNA binding
Source: RefSeq, a predicted model, not a curated record